This is a messenger RNA of Ruditapes philippinarum (Manila clam), 2009 nucleotides long. RefSeq names its product toll-like receptor 3. Gene Ontology annotation, cellular component: extracellular matrix. The record is from RefSeq and is a predicted model, not a curated record. Gene Ontology annotation, molecular function: protein binding. The transcript has a single exon. Bases 178 to 1998 code for a protein of 606 amino acids. NCBI's taxonomy places the organism in Eukaryota, Metazoa, Mollusca, Bivalvia, Venerida, Veneridae.
AGCAUUUUAGAAAUAUUUAUUUUAGUUUUAGGUCUUACUAAGAUUAUUGCAAAAAGUGAAUAUAACAACACAUGUGUAUAUGGGCUAGCAAAUAAAAAAGAUGCACUUGAUCCAUCAUUAAAUUUUGAUGAAGUGGCACUCUCGUAUAUAUUAUCGGGCAACCAAAGCGGAUGUAUUAUGGACGUGAAUGAGAUUUUCAAAAAUUUAACAAAAUAUGAAACAGCGAACAAAACUAAUCUCUAUUUGUCUAUAACUUUUCUAUGUUUUGAUUAUGAUGUCAUUCACUUUCUGUCGGCAGGAUCCAAUGUGAAAUUUGAUGAACUUUAUAUUUUCAUCGAUUUAUCAAUAACUAUGUGUACUCUAUAUAUUGACGAAUUGGCAAAUUUUGAACAAUAUGGAUACAUUUUCUCGAUGAGUACCGAUAGUGUACCGUACAUACACACAGGUGCAUAUUGCUCUAUUUUAAACAAUCUUACAGCGUUAUCAACUAGUCUAGUUUGUAAAGAAAACAGUAAAAACGAAACAAAUCUGAGAAAUUUUUUCUUCUGGGAGGAAUGCGACCCAUUUGAGCAGCUGGCUGAAUUGAAUCUUCAGGGAUGUAGGGAGAAUAUGUAUAAUAUAAACGGUUCCUUCAUACAGAGUAAAUUCCCAAAUCUUCAACGGCUCGGGUUGAAAUACACAAAUUUAACAUUGAGUGAAAUGACUUUUCCAUGGACUAAUGAAUUUUUUAAUAUCACAGAUCUUCAUAUUAAACCCCUUUCCUUCAAUAAAAAAAGUGAUGUUUACGGCAAUUUUUCUUUACAAAGAAGUUUCACUAUAUAUGACUGCAUUCUGAACUUCAGUAAUGAUGUUACAUUGGUCGGAUAUAUAUUUAGCAUAUCUAUUAACAAUAACAAGAUGCCAAAUUUAGCAGACACUAUAUUCAUGAAAGUACGCGGUUUGACAGUCUUAGAUCUUUCAAACAAUGAUAUCAGUGAAGUAGACAAAGGGGCUUUUAUAAUGCAGAAUACUAGUAUGCUGGUGCAACUCAUCUUAGCUAAUAAUAAUUUGACUACACUACCUUUAGAUGUGUUUGACAAUCUGUCUAAUUUGUUGGCUUUAGACUUAUCUUCAAACAGAAUAACUAAAGUUGAACAACGAUAUUUUAAAUAUUUGACUAAACUAGAGAGCCUAAAUUUGAAACACAAUUCAAUUAAAAGAUUACCGUAUGACUUUCUUGCGUCGCAGAUUAACUUCAUUCGAGAGGUUUUUCUUGCCGAAAACCCUUUGGAAAAUUUACCGUUGAAUGUUUUCUAUGCUCCAAACAUACAGUCUGUAGAUAUGCGUCAUUGCCGUAUCAAUGCUAGUGGGCUUCAGCCACUACUGUACAAUGCAAGUUAUUCAAAAAUGGAAAAAAAUAAACACAUGUUUUUACCAACAUUUUAUUUGUCUCAAAAUAAUAUUAGAAAAAUACCGAUAAGUUCAAAUGAUUCAUCUGUUAGUAAUUUUGUGGCUGUUAUCACGAAUUUUAACCUUAAUCUAAAGGGCAAUCCAAUAGACUGUACGUGUUUGACACCUUUAAUUAAGGUAUUUGAAGUUAUGCGUGAAUAUAAAAUGUCUGUAGAUGAAAUAGACUGGAAAUGUCAAUAUCCAUCGGAGCUCAAAGGACGAUUAAUGGCCACGAUAAAACUUGAAGAAAUAUAUUGUCCAAUUUACAGUCAUUCUUGUCCUCGUGAAUGUGCUUGUUUUCAGCGUUAUAACACUAGCAAACUAAUCAUUGAUUGUCGAAAUAUCAAUAUGACUUCCUUACCUUUGGUGAUGCCAGCUGGAAGGUUAGAAUUAUGGUUCCGUAAUUCAAGCUUACUUGAAAUAUCACCUAGGGACUAUAUGGAAAACGUUACUUUUCUAGACGUUUCUCAUAAUAAAAUAAACAGGAUCACAGCAACUACUACAAAAGCUCUGGGCAACGUCUCAAUUUUGAAGUUAGACCACAAUAACUUGACACAUCUUCCUGAAUAAUUUGCGACAAU